GCCAACGAAACGGAAGACACGUAGAGCGAGGAACCCUCCCUUUCCAAGCUGCCCCUCUCUGUCCUGCUCGGUCAUACAGAUCUCCCCGGUAGUCUUUUCCAGUCGUUAAUUUCCAGCUCGAUCGCUGUCACAACCGUUGAUCUUCCCGCCAUCGUAGUGAGUGCUUGGACAUUCACGUCUCCCUCUCUGCAAUUCCUUCAAAAACAGGUUUUCUCAAACCUACAUGUGAUAUUAGAGCUAUGGUGGAGAUUUCUUGGUGAAAAGGCCAAGAUGAAAGGAAGCAUUAUGUGGAGAUUGAGCAUGUGCUUGUGGUGGCUUUGCUAUGUAUCCAUGAUCCUUGUAAACGAUUCAAUCAAAGUUGGUGUACUGAAUUAGUUGCUCCAGUGUUGAAUGGGCUCUCGGGAAGAAAGUGCACCUGCCAAGCCUCCCAAAUCAGCUGCAGCAACUCAGGAGUCACCGACAACACCUUCAUAUCCUGAUUGGGCGAAAUCUAUGCAGGCCUACUAUGGUGCUGGAGCUACUCCACCUCCCUUCCUAACCUCGACUGUUGCUUCGUCUGCAUUCUCACAUCCCUACACAUUGGGCAGCCAGGCCCAGGGAAUGAUAGCGACAACUACAGAAACAGAAAGAAAGCCACCAGAUGCAACAGACAGGGGUUCAGUGAAGAAGUCUAGGGGAGGGAAAUCCGGUGAUGGUGGAAAGACGUCCUCUGGUUCUGCAAAUGAUGGUGCUUCACAGAGUGAUGAAAGUAGAAGUGAGGGCUCAUCAGAUGGAAGUGAUGAGAACAUGAGCCAACAAGAAUCUCCUGCAACUAGGAGAAGAAGCUUCGAUGAGAUGCUUGCAGAUGGAGCAAUUGCACAACAUAAUAAUGCUACUCAAUAUAGCAUUGCGGCUAUUGAAUCCUCUUUCAGUAAUAGGGGGCAGCCUGCCACAAAACUCCCAAUUUCAGCACGAAGGAAGUCUGCAAUUACAGCGCCUGCAACCAAUUUGAGUAUUGGAAUGGAUCACUGGAAUUCAUCUGCUGCUGGACCCGCACCUAUAAAGGCAAGACCUAUUGCUGCCGUUGCCUCACCUGGAGUACUUCCUACUGGAAUGAUCGGACCCGAAGGGUUUAUGCCUGAAAACCAAUGGAUGGAUGAACGUGAACUAAAGAAAUGGAAGAGGAAGCAAUCUAAUCGGGAGUCUGCUAGGAGGUCAAGAUUGCGCAAACAGGCCGAGUGCGAAGAGUUAGCGGCUAGGGUGCAUACAUUGAAUGAAGAGAAUCAGACCCUAAAGAACGAGAUACAACGGCUUUCUGGAGAAUGCGACAAGCUAACAUCCGAAAACGUGACUAUAAAGGAACGGCUGGCCCAAUUGUAUGGACCCGAAGUGGUAUCUAUGCUCGAACUUUUCAUUGACACCAAAUCAUCCCAAUCCGUUGAUGGCGAAGGCAAUGGUCAGGCUCGCAACACAUCCAACGGGAUCAGCUCCUCCGUUCCUGGUCAGGAAAAUGACAUGGCCCACAAUUCAAACGGGAAGCAUGAAUCUGAUUCCUGAUUUGAAUACCAACUGAUACUUGUUUUGAUCUACUAAUUUUAAUCUUAACCAUUGUUUUUUCUUUUUUAUGAGCGGGCCUUUUUUGUCAGUAUAAAUAUUGUAUUAUA
Messenger RNA from Magnolia sinica, 1643 nucleotides. RefSeq names its product G-box-binding factor 1-like. Bases 391 to 1536 code for a protein of 381 amino acids. Gene Ontology annotation, molecular function: DNA-binding transcription factor activity; sequence-specific DNA binding. The transcript has 12 exons. Gene Ontology annotation, cellular component: nucleus. The record is from RefSeq and is a predicted model, not a curated record. NCBI's taxonomy places the organism in Eukaryota, Viridiplantae, Streptophyta, Magnoliopsida, Magnoliales, Magnoliaceae. Gene Ontology annotation, biological process: regulation of DNA-templated transcription.